This is a messenger RNA of Seminavis robusta, 960 nucleotides long. The record is from the annotation of a GenBank genome assembly. Lineage: Eukaryota; Bacillariophyta; Bacillariophyceae; Naviculales; Naviculaceae.
AUGGCAGAAGUGAUUGAAGACUAUGAAGCGGUGCGAAACGAGCAACAUGGUCAGGUCCGUAUUAACGAUGACGCGAUAGACGAAGGUGAAGACCUCGAAGAAGUGUAUGACGAAGCUGGAGAUCGAGAGGCCGCAGAUGCCGCAGAUGCCCAGACCAAUAACGUGCGCCCUCCAUUGAGUUUAGACAGCCCAGGGCGCAUGAACUUAUCAGAGGAAGAAAGGAACCUUGCAAUCAAUAUCAAAGAAGCCAUUGCUGCUGCACCAGAUGUGGAUUCUGUGAGCGAUUUUAUGUGUGUGCAGCUGGCAUUGAUAGAUGGUGACAAUACGGAUGCAGCCAUUGAAAGAGUGCAUCAUCUUCAAUGCUUCAGAGAAGAAUACGGAAUUCUUGAUUCUGCUCAGGAUGGCGUGAAGUGUUUUGGUGAUUAUAUGAAGCUCUUCCCUGGAUUCCAUCUGUGUUUCAGCUACUACCAUGAUUCGGGUAGUUACGUGAUGAUCUAUGACAACACAAAAUUUGAAGUUCGAGAAGUCAGAUCACCUGAGAGGAUCCAUGCUUGGCUUGGUGGUUCCUACUAUACUUGCACAAUAUUCUGCCCUGAUUUUGAGGCUAUUCGUAAUGGCACCGUGUUGGUUGUCGAAUGUGAGGGAUAUGACUGGAAAACUGACAUGGACUUCAAGAGCCUGAAGAAAGUGUGGUCAGAAGUGGCCACAGUCUAUCCUGUCUGCUUUGACAAGGUCAAGUACUUCAAUGCCUCGAGUACAAUGAAUGUUGUGGUUUCUAUGCUCAAGCCAUUUCUGCCAAAGCACCUAAGAAACAACAUUGAAUUCGGGUGUCAAUUUGAACAGAGGCUAGAUGCACUCUACCUUGUACCUUCGAUGGAGGAAGCCAACCAAAGACUGCUUGCCCGUGUAGAUGCUACACUCCAAAGAAGGUACGAAAACGAACGAACAUUCCGCCUCUAA